Planococcus citri (citrus mealybug) is the source of this 1613-nucleotide messenger RNA. RefSeq names its product host cell factor 1-like. The transcript is spliced from 2 exons. Gene Ontology annotation, cellular component: histone methyltransferase complex. Gene Ontology annotation, biological process: regulation of DNA-templated transcription; chromatin remodeling. Gene Ontology annotation, molecular function: protein binding; transcription coactivator activity. NCBI's taxonomy places the organism in Eukaryota, Metazoa, Arthropoda, Insecta, Hemiptera, Pseudococcidae. The coding region runs from base 134 to 946 and encodes 270 amino acids. The record is from RefSeq and is a predicted model, not a curated record.
AGAUGUCUGAAAUCUCUAGACAAUACCUGUAGUGAUACAUACCUCGUGGGAGUUUUAGAUUCCGGCGAUUUAACGAUAUCCGAUUUCUUGAUUUGUUCAUCUUGAGCUGGUAUUUUGACAUACUCAUGACACGAUGGAUACUAAAGAAGAAGCCAACGGAAACGACGCGUUCAACGACGCUUUAAUCACAUUAGCAUCCGCAGCCCUAACCAGAGAUUCGAUGCCGGUGGUCAAGAAAGAGAUACCAACACCGCAGCCACCCAGCAGCGGUACACCUUCGCCCAUAGAAGAACCGCCAUGGCACGACGUCGGUAUCUUCAGCGCCACCUCGUGCAUGGUGAAUCGUUUUUUCGUCUCAGACAGGACCAACGAUCACGCCACCACUACGUCCGAAAACCUGCCAGAUUAUAGUAAUUUAGGCGUUAUGGAAUUACUGCCCGGAACGGCGUAUAAAUUCAGAGUAGCCGCGGUCAACUCGUGCGGACGGGGCGAAUGGAGCGACGUAUCGGCGUUCAAAACCUGCCUACUAGGGUUCCCCGGAGCUCCUUGCCAAAUUAAAAUAUCUCGGACUGCCGAAGGUGCUAGAUUGCAAUGGGAGCCACCCACCCUGAUCUCAGGUGAAAUCCUAGAGUAUUCUGUUUGUCUGGCUGUGAAAUCAUCCCAGAAUUCCGGCACAGUACCGUUGAAAGAUUUGCCAUUUAAAAGGGUCUACUGCGGUAUCGAGAAUCAAGCUUUCGUCGAUAACCAAUCGUUGACAGCUGCCCAUGUCGACGUGACCACCAAACCCGCCAUUAUAUUUCGUAUAGCGGCCAGAAACGAAAAAGGGUACGGGCCAGCGACCCAAGUUAGGUGGUUGCAAGACAUGUCUCCGUCCAAAAACCACAACGAACAUUCCAAAAAAGAUGCCAAUCGUAAGAAACUUUCUAAACUACGUGUACCUUCGUAGAAACGUGCCAUCGGACUUCGGAGUCAAAAUCUCUUUUAAUUAUUAUUAUUGUUAUCAUUUUUCCUACCUUUCUCCCCCCCCCCAGCCCCAUCCUCUCCUCUUUGAUUGUUGAGCUUUUUUUCCUAGUGUAUUGUACGUAUUUGUAAGCAACGAGUAUCAACAAUUGUGCCAAACCAGUGAUAAGUAUUGGCGUAAGGAACGCUGCCAAUCAAACGAGUGUUCAUAUCAAGUCGAGUUUAUAUACGCAUCUCGGUUCUCUUUUAUUCUCCCUUUCCUGCCUGAACCGAUUUAAUUGUAAGCGUUAAUACAUAAUAAUUAUGGUGUUUGGAAUGACUUUCUUAAUGUUUUUUUUUUUUUUUUUUUUUAAUCUAAAGUGGAAUUACGGAUGUGGAUUUAGUUUACUAUGAUUGUACCGUUCUUUUUGUGGGCUAUGUCGUAUUGUUUUCUAGUCUUCACUAGGUAUAAGUUAUUCUGUAAUGUUUUGCUCAGAAAUUUCUGUUUCGUCGAUCAUCAUGUUUCCACACUGGUUUUUUUCUCAUUUCAUUCACGUGUUUAUGGAAUACAUGGUCAUUGGUCGUUGUUUUUAUUAUUCAUUACUAUGGAUUAACUAUAUUGUAAGGUUUCUUUGAAAUAUUUUGUAAUAUAAUAUUUUUGUUGUUUUUUUCUA